UGGGUAAAAAGUAGUGGUUCAUUCAAUGUACAAUUUGAUAUGAACUGUCCAAUGUACGCAAUGUGUGACGUAAACGAUGUGAGUUGAGUGAGCCACAGAACGGUUGGGCAUCGCAGCGCGCAGCGGCAUCGAUCGGGUGCGCGCGCACCACCGCCAUCCCAGCUCUGGCACAGUAGCACAUCCAUUCGAAUAGCAAAUUCGAUGGAAAUGAAACUAAAUAGUGCCUAGUGAUCCUCAUCAAGAAUAAACACUCGUGGACAUUGGACAUUCGGUUAGGAUAUCAGAGAGACAUGUCGCCUCAUCUGCGAUGGCGCCGCGAGGCAGAGGUGCCGAAGGAGGCGAACAUCACCACCACUAUACUGCCUCCAGGUACGUCAAAUUCCAACUCGACGUUACCACCGGCAUUAUCGACGGAGCCAGGGCCACCAUCAUCAACUACCACCCAGGAAAGUUUUGUUGAGAAAACUGAAGAUUUAGCUCGAAAAAUGAACAUGGAACCAUGGCAGCUCGUAGCUAUUCUUGUGGGUGUAGGAGUGGUUGUCCUGGGAAUAUGCUUCUGCUGCAUACGGCGGUGUUUCCGCAAGAGACGAUCCAAGGAUGGCAAAAAGGGGAUGAAAGGAGUCGACUUCAAGUCCGUCCAGUUGCUCGGUUCAGCAUAUAAGGAAAAGGUGCAGCCGGACAUGGAGGAGCUAACGGAGAAUGCUGAGGAACCUGACGAUGGAGAGGAAAAGAAAGAGGAACAAAAACUUGGCAAACUCCAAUAUAAGUUGGAGUAUGACUUUAACAGCAACAGCUUGUCAGUGACGGUGAUCCAAGCGGAAGAAUUACCUGCUCUUGAUAUGGGCGGAACAUCAGAUCCUUAUGUGAAAGUCUACCUUUUGCCUGAUAAGAAGAAGAAGUUCGAAACAAAAGUCCAUCGAAAAACGCUCAGUCCAGUAUUCAACGAAACCUUCGUUUUUAAGAACGUGCCAUAUGCGGAUGCCAUGAACAAAACGCUCGUGUUUGCGAUCUUCGACUUCGAUCGUUUCUCAAAGCAUGACCAAAUCGGUGAGGUGAAGGUACCUCUCUGCCAGGUGGACCUCGCCCAGACUAUCGAGGAAUGGCGUGAGCUGCAAAGCGUGGAAGGCGAGGGUGGUCAGGACAACAAGUUGGGAGACAUAUGUUUCUCGUUACGUUAUGUACCAACAGCUGGAAAACUGACCGUCGUUAUCCUCGAGGCUAAGAACCUUAAGAAAAUGGACGUUGGUGGCCUCUCAGAUCCGUACGUAAAGAUAGCUCUUAUGCAAAACGGCAAACGCCUUAAGAAGAAGAAAACGAGCAUCAAGAAGUGUACAUUGAAUCCUUAUUACAACGAGUCAUUUACUUUUGAAGUACCAUUCGAGCAAAUACAGAAAGUAAACCUAGUGGUAACUGUGGUUGACUACGAUCGUAUCGGCACUUCUGAGCCCAUCGGGAAGGUGGUGCUCGGCUACAACGCGUCGGGAACUGAACUGCGUCAUUGGUCGGACAUGCUGGCCAGCCCGCGACGUCCGAUUGCGCAGUGGCACACUCUCAAAGACCCCGAAGACGGAGAGAAGAAAGAUUAAGCGGAUUCAAGGCCGAUAACCCUAGCAGCUUGUCGGAGCAAAACGAAUAAAGAACGUGAAUGGCGCGGGCGAUGUGGAUUAGAAUAUUCGACAUUUAUUUUAGUAUUUCCAAUUUGAACCAAAUUGCAAUAAUACCUGUACGCCAUCAUUUCCUUGAAUUUUUCUCGUUUUUCAAUAUGAUUAGGUUGUCGCAAAAAAAGCCUUUUAAAAUGGUAGACAUACCUAAUAUUUUGUGAUAAAUAAGCUAUGACAAAACAGGAAUCAACAAGUAGAAUUUUAAUAUAUUUCAAGAAAUAAUUUAUAUAAAUAAUUUAUUAAAAUUAUAAUAUAUAUCCUCUAGAAAAUUUAAUUUUAUGGAAGACAUGUUGGUUUAGUGCAAUAAUUAUAUUGAUCUUACCAUUUCAUAUUUAACACAAUACCUCAUGUUUAAUAUCCUUAGAUGUUAUAUUUAUAAAUAAAAUGAAAUAUCUCUCUAUUCUUUCGGUUAAAUGUGCUUGUCAUUCUAUGUUUUCAACGGUAGGUACCAUAAAGUACCCUCGUAUGUUAAAAUACCUAUUUAACUACAUACACUUGAAAACAAUGUAAAUAAGUUGAAUCCUGUUAAAUUUAUUACAUUCUAUUUUACUAUGAUAAGUGUUAUUAGUAAUUAUGUAUAAACCUUUAAAUCGUAAUCGACGUGUUCCUCUUGAGAAGAGAGUAUUAAUGUAACGAUGUAUCUAUGUAGAAAUUGCUUCAUGUUGAGAGUUAAUAAUAUUAAUGUUUCUCCGAUUCAUUUUAUUCCUCAGACUCCUUCUUGUGAGGAACGAAGGCCUAUGUGUGCUUUGAUUAUUUAACAUGACAUUUGUUUUCAAAGGUUUCAGUCGUAGAUAAGUCCUUCUUAUUGUUUUCGAUUACAAUGUUAAGAAUUAUUAUUUAAUUAUUAUUUAUUUAGUUGAAACUAGUUCCAAAUAAAUAGUGUUAAGGAAAAUGUAUUAUACAAAUAUAUUACAUAUUGAAUGAAUUAUUUAUCGAAGUAGAGUUUGUAAAAACAAUUUUUAAUAUAUUACUGCUACAAAAAUUUAUAUCAUCAGCAUUAAUAUAAUCAAAAACGUUUUCAUUGUACCACUACACCUUUAUAUUUAAAAUUAUAAUGUAUCUAUUUAUUUAAUGUUGUAAUGACUGUUAAAUUAUUUUUGUGAUUUUUCUUAGAAAAUGUUUUUAAGAAAAUACGUACGUAUUGCAUGUAAAAAGCUCGCUUCUUUUAUUUCAUAAAUACAUUGUUCUAUUUUCAUUUAUAUUUCAUUAUAGUUGGUUAAUGAUAGAUAAAUAAACCGUAACUAUUUAUGAAACAUUAAUUAUAAAUUAUUCUAUUGAAAAUAUACCUGAUUAGCUAAAGCUUGACUGUUGUUGAUCUCAAUUUUGUGUUAUUGUGUAUAUAAUGUAAUCACAUGUUAAAAAUUACGAUCACGUAUUAUAUUACAUAGGAGUAGGAAUGAAGUCGGGCUUUAAGUAUGUAGAAGAGCACCAACACGAAAUAUGUAGACAUGUGGUUCGAGUUCUGUAUUUACCAAUAAAUAUAGUUAUGUUAAUAAAACAUAGUUUGUACUUCUAGCAUUUGCAAUGACUAUCCUGAAAAUACUCGUACUAAGUAGAACUUACUUAGUACAAAAUUAGACAGUCGCUUGUUGGAGCCUACCUUAUUUAGCUUUCAAAUGUAAUGUAUCCACAUGUUACACAUGAACAAUACUUUUUAUCAGUGAAAAGUUAUAUUUCGCUUCCUUUGAAUAAAAUUUUAUUCAAAAUUAAUAUUACCAAGAGUAGUACAUUUUAUCACAUUUUAUUGAGCUGAACACAGAAUUUACGAAUUGUUGAUAGCUUAUUUUUAAUAAAAAAAAAACGAUAUGCAUUUAUCGAUAUUAUGAUCACCGCCACAAAAACGUGCGCGAUAAAUUAUUUUUUUCUUUAAUACAUAAAUGCUACAUGCGUGUUUGGGAAUGUGGGAAGUUAUGGCAUAAUUGGUUUUGUGACUGCAUCUCAUUAUAAAAUAUAAAUACUGAGUACAUCGAAAUAAUACAAGGGUUUUGUCACAUACUGUUAAUACAUACAUUUUCUAUGAUGGAAUAAGAAUAAUAUAUAUUCAAAAAUAAUAUACUAAGCUCAAUCAAAUUAACAGUUUGUAGUUCAAUUUAAAAGGCUAAAUUUGAAUCUUCUUCUACCUAAACCAUGCUUCAAUUUUACUCUUAAAAUUCCCUAUUUAGUAUUAUUUCAAGUGUUAAAUAUGUGACUGCGAUUGUUAACAUUCUAAAUAUCAUGAAGGAUCAUAAUAGAUAAGAAUCAUACAACAAAAUUAAAUUAAACAUAGUUUAUUAAUCAAAAUAAGGUAUCAUUUAAAAAUAUCACUAUAAAGGUAUGUAGAUUUGACAAUAUGUAACAAUUUAAAGUGUCUAUAAUACAAUAAUAGCAUAGAA
Molecule: messenger RNA, 4033 nt
Organism: Colias croceus (clouded yellow)
Lineage: Eukaryota; Metazoa; Arthropoda; Insecta; Lepidoptera; Pieridae
Gene: Syti
Product: synaptotagmin 1-like
Exons: 11
Coding region: 291-1586 (431 amino acids)
Biological process (GO): cellular response to calcium ion; synaptic vesicle endocytosis; regulation of dopamine secretion
Cellular component (GO): dense core granule; axon; synaptic vesicle membrane
Molecular function (GO): clathrin binding; phosphatidylserine binding; calcium ion binding
Source: RefSeq, a predicted model, not a curated record